AUGGAGGUGUGUAAGAAGGGUACCACAACGGUCAUGUGUGAUUUUAAUGUGCUUAUCAACUGGACAACCAAGGAGAGUUGGAUUGAAAGGUGCCUCAGCGAGAGUGAAAGCAAAAGGUUUCCAAACCACACCUCACUGGGGAACGUGUCCAUUGGUGAGGAACAUGAAGAGAAGGAAAACAACCGAGCCUCGAAACCACACUCAACCCCAGCCACCCUGCAAUGGCUUGAGGAGAACUAUGAGAUUGCAGAAGGAGUCUGUAUACCUCGCAGUGCUCUGUACAUGCACUACCUGGACUUCUGUGAGAAGAAUGACACACAGCCAGUUAAUGCAGCAAGCUUUGGCAAGAUAAUUCGACAGCAAUUUCCACAAUUAACAACGAGAAGAUUGGGAACAAGAGGCCAGUCAAAAUACCAUUAUUAUGGGAUAGCAGUGAAGGAGAGCUCACCUUAUUACGAUGUGAUGUAUUCCAAAAAAGGAGCAGCUUGGGUAAACGAAACUGGGAAGAAAGAAGUGGCGAAGCAGACGGUGGCGUAUUCACCACGAUCCAAGCUGGGCACCUUGCUGCCAGAGUUUCCAAAUGUCAAAGAUCUAAAUCUGCCAGCAAGCCUCUCGGAGGAGAAGGUUUCCACCUUCAUUAUGAUGUAUAGAACUCAUUGUCAGAGAAUCCUAGACACAGUGAUCAGGGCAAAUUUCGAUGAGGUUCAAAGCUUCCUUCUACACUUUUGGCAAGGAAUGCCCCCCCACAUGCUCCCGGUGCUGGGCUCCUCCACUGUUGUGAACAUUGUUGGUGUUUGUGACUCCAUAUUGUACAAGGCAAUCUCCGGAGUUUUGAUGCCCACAGUGCUGCAGGCAUUGCCAGACAGUCUGACGCAGGUGAUUCGUAAAUUCGCGAAACAGCUGGAUGAGUGGCUCAAAGUUGCACUUCAUGAGCUUCCUGAAAAUUUAAGAAAUAUCAAAUUCGAAUUGGCCAGAAGAUUUUCGCAGGUUCUCAGACGUCAGACCUCAUUAAAUCACCUCUGUCAGGCAUCACGGGCAGUCAUUCACAGUGCAGAUAUAACUUUCCAAAUGUUGGAGGACUGGCGAAAUGUGGAUCUGAAUAGCAUCACUAAACAGACGCUGUACACCAUGGAGAAUUCCCGAGAGGAGCACAGGAAACUCAUUGUGAAAUUGUAUCAGGAAUUUGAUCAUCUUUUAGAGGAGCAAUCACCCACUGAGUCCUACAUUGAAUGGCUGGAUUCCAUGGUGGACAGAUGUGUUGUCAAGGUUGCUGCACAGAGGCCUGGGAGUUUGAAGAGACUGGCUCGGCAGUUUCUAUUGAUGUGGUCCUGCUUUGGUACGAGAGUUAUUCGGGACAUGACAUUGCACAGUGCACCAAGUUUUGGCUCCUUUCACCUAAUCCACCUGACAUUUGAUGACUAUGUACUUUAUCUCCUGGAAUCUCUGCACUGUCAGGAGAGAGCAAAUGAACUAAUGAGAGCAAUGAAAGGAGAAGGCAGCUCAGGAGACAGAAGGGAAGAGGCGGGACAGACAGACCACAGCCCUCCGACACAGUCCCCUGGCCCUUUCUCUCCUGCAAAAUCUGUCACAGCUGAAAUCCAACCAGCCUCACCUGUCAGCAGUCAGUCACCCGAAUACACUGCAUUAACAGCACCAGGAGCAGUUCAAUCAUACACAUGGUCUCUGACAUACACCGUUACGACAGGCUCCGCUCCUCCCGAUAGCCCACAACAGUUACCGUGUAUGAGGAGCAAUAAUGUGCCUACAGCGUCCUCAACUCACAGGAUGCCAGUGUACCCACACAGAGAGGAACAUGGGUACACAGGAGGCUACAACUACGGUAGUUACAGCAAUCAACCCCCUCUUCCCAUUCAGGGUCAGUAUCCAACCCUAACACAUGACAGCCUUUCUUCUCCAUUGCCAUAUCCAACUUACCACAGGAGUGGCUCACAGUACCCUUUCAACAGCCAGACACCGAGGAUGGAGCCAUGCUUGAUGAGCAGCACCCCAAGGCUGCAUUCGACACCGGUCACACCUCGCUGGCCUGAAGUGCCUGCGGCUAACAGCUGUUACCCCAGCCCCACCAUGCAUUCAGCACGGUACAGCAACUCGAGUGAGAUGUAUACGCCCCUGGUUCCCCGGAGGAGUGCCGAGUACGAACACGCACAGCAUUUUCCCGGCUUUGCCUACAUCAAUGGGGAAGCGACCACUGGGUGGGCCAAAUAA
Molecule: messenger RNA, 2226 nt
Organism: Hemiscyllium ocellatum (epaulette shark)
Lineage: Eukaryota; Metazoa; Chordata; Chondrichthyes; Orectolobiformes; Hemiscylliidae
Gene: rfx4
Product: regulatory factor X, 4
Exons: 18
Coding region: 1-2226 (741 amino acids)
Biological process (GO): regulation of transcription by RNA polymerase II
Molecular function (GO): DNA-binding transcription factor activity, RNA polymerase II-specific; RNA polymerase II cis-regulatory region sequence-specific DNA binding
Source: RefSeq, a predicted model, not a curated record